UGCAUUCAGCCUCCACAUAGCCCGAAAAACCACACUGAGUCUGAGAGAGGGAAACGUAUAAGCUGACCAACCUCAACCUGCACCCAAGGGACCCCUAUCGGCACCCGCAAUCUCACCCCAACACAGCAGACAGUGGGACCAUGAAGACUUUGGUGGCUCUGCUGCUGCUCUGUCUGUGUGAUCCUGGACAGAGUGACUGUCAGGCAGACUGCCUGUCCUGCAGCAACAUCCUGCCCAAACAGCUCAGUUUCAACACUAUGGUGUGUCUCACUGAGUGUGAAGCCAACAUCUCCCCAGCCUUCUCCUGGGACUUCUGUUGUAAGGUGCUGUCCUCGCCAAUUUCCUCCCUUACCGGUACUCUGCGGAAAAGAUCUCAGGAGGAGGUGGAGGCCCUGUUUCCUGAAGAGGAAGCGCAGGUAGAGGGAGGUCUGUUGCUGCCCUUUGCAUUGCAAAGGUACGAUCACUUGACCCGGGCACUUAGGGUGGAUCAAAGGGAUCUAGGUGGCAAAGGCAACCAGCUGAACACUGCCUACAAUUCCCAGAAUGCCCUGUCUCUUGAGGAUGAAUAUGAGGAGGAGGCAGGGCAGGACGAAGGGGCUGCUGACGCAGCAGCAAGAGGACAGAGCGACGCAGGGCUGAGUGUCUCCAAAAGGUUCGGCGGCUUCGUCAAAGGGAGGCACGGCUACAGGAAGCUGAUGUCUCCAGGAAGAUCGUACCAGAAGAGGUAUGGUGGCUUUAUCGGAAUUCGGAAGUCAGCCCGCAAGUGGAACAGCCAAAAACGUUUCAGCGAGUUCCUGAAGCAGUACCUGGGGAUGAGUGCUAAGGCCACUGAGUUCAACAGCGUGUCAGAAGACCUCACCCAACAGAAUGAAGUCUAACAGAGUGCACCUUUAUGCCACUGACAUAAAACUAUUUCCUGAUGUAUUUUCACUGAUCUUGUUUUGUAUUUCACCAACAUGUCAAACUUUCUCUGGUGUCACCAAAGUUGACCUAUUGAAUUGAAGUAAUUUACCACAAAGUGAAAACUAAGCCCAUGAUCUAAGUCUGCCACUGAAGUCCUCUUUGUCUCACGAUAUUAGAAUUUGCUGUUUCUGUUUUCCUUUUAAUUAUGAUGCAAACAAUUUGCCUUUAAAUAUCAGACCUUUUUUUUUAUAAAUUUUUUAAGCAGCUUAACCCUCCAGUAGAAGUUUUUCCACUCAGUCGCCAGAAAAAAUAUGGCCAUUGUACAUUUUUGCAAACCACAGAUAUGUUACAUUUGUACAUUAUUAUGUAGUGGAUAUGUUG
This is a messenger RNA of Epinephelus lanceolatus (giant grouper), 1284 nucleotides long. It is a transcript of the gene pnoca, whose product is annotated as prepronociceptin a. Gene Ontology annotation, biological process: neuropeptide signaling pathway; chemical synaptic transmission; sensory perception. NCBI's taxonomy places the organism in Eukaryota, Metazoa, Chordata, Actinopteri, Perciformes, Serranidae. The record is from RefSeq and is a predicted model, not a curated record. Gene Ontology annotation, cellular component: neuronal cell body; axon terminus; plasma membrane. Gene Ontology annotation, molecular function: opioid receptor binding.